AUGUAAAAGAGAUAAUUGAUAGAGGAUUUUGCAGAAUCUAAAUAUUUUGAUAAUGAUGAUGAGAAAUUGACAAAUGAGCAAGUAAGGAACAGAGAGAUGGAACAAUAAAAAAAAGAGGAAGUAGAAGAUGAUGAAAUAGAUCCUUUGGAUACUUUUAUGCAAGAUAUAGAGAAAUAAUAUUAAUAAGAAUUGGCUUAACCUAAAAAUGUGAAAAAAUUUGAAGUUGAAUAAUUUGAAAAUGAAGAUCCAAUCUUAUCAUAAUAUGAAAUAAUCAAAUAAAAUAAAUUGAAUUAAUAAAGUAAUCCAGUUUGUAUAUGAUAAGAAAAAUAAAAGCAAUUAAAUGGUGAAAGUGAGGAUUCUAUGCCAAGUGAUUUUGAUGUAGAUGAAAUAGAUGAGGCAGAGAAAAAGAAAAAAAAUAUAGAACCUUUACAACCAAUAGAUCACUCUUAAAUCUAAUAUGAGGAAUUUGAAUCAAAUUUCUAUUAAGAACAUGAAGAAAUAGCUAAUUUAAGUGUAACUCAAGCAGAGAAAAUUAAGAGAGAAUAUUAAAUACAUAUUAAAGGCAAUAAUGUACCAAAACCUAUAAUAUCAUUUGGCCAUCUCUAAUUAGACUAAAAAUUAGUCAAUAAAAUAGUAGCUUAAAAUUUUGAGAAGCCAACUGCUAUUUAAAGUUAAGCCUUACCUUGUGUAUUGUCUGGAAGAAAUGUAAUUGGAGUAGCAAAAACAGGGUCAGGUAAAACUAUAGCAUAUGUUUGGCCAAUGCUUGUUCAUGUGAGUGCAUAGAGGGCAGUAGAGAAAAAAGAAGGUCCUAUAGGUUUAGUUGUAGUACCUACAAGAGAAUUGGGAUAAUAAGUCUUUUUGGAAACUAAAAAAUAUGCUUAGUUAUUUCAAAUAAGUGUCAGUGCUUUAUUGGGAGGUGAAAAUAAACAUCAUUAAUGGAAAGAACUGAGAGCAGGUGUAGAUAUAAUAAUAGCUACACCAGGUAGAUUGAUUGAAAUGGUAAAGAAGAAGGCAACAAAUUUACAAAGAUGUACUUAUGUUGUUUUGGAUGAAGCUGAUCAAAUGUUUAGUUUAGGCUUUGAAUAUUAAAUUAGAUCUAUAAUAAAUCAAAUAAGACCUGAUAAAUAAAUAUUGUUGUUUACUGCUACAAUGAAAAAGAAGAUUAGAUAAUUAUGUGUAGAUAUGUUGAUUGAUCCUAUUGUUAUUACAAUAGGUGAGAAUGAAAAUUAAGUAAAUGAAGAUAUAAAAUAAAUCCCUGUUAUUGUUGAUGAUGACGAAGGAAGAUUGAGAUGGUUAUUGUAGAAUUUGAAAACUUAUUUAUAAAAUGGGAAAGUAUUAAUAUUUGCAAAUUAAAUGGGUUAAUGUGAAUCAUUGCUUUCAGAAAUCAAAUAAAGAUUGGGAGUUUAAGGACUUACUUUAUAUGGUGAUAAAUUAUAAUAUGAAAGAACUUUAAUUAUUAAUCAAUUCAAAUAAAAUGUCCAUUUACUAAUUGCUACAGAUAUAGCAUCAAGAGGAUUAGAUAUUAAAGAAAUAAGAACGAUCAUUAAUUAUUUUCCUCCUAAAGAUGCUGAUAUAUAUAUUCAUAGAAUAGGAAGAACAGGAAGAGCUGGAAAUUGCGAUGGUGUAGCCUAUUCAUUAGUGCAAAAAUAAGAUUGGAAAUUUGCAAUAAUGUUGGUAAGAAGCAUCGAAUUAGCAGGACAGAUUGUACCUUAGGAAUUAGAAGAAAUUGCAAAUUUGGAUGAUCACUUUAAAAUGGAUAGAAUGAAAAAGAAAAUGGGGUAUGAUUAUGCUAGAGGUAAAGAUGCAAGCAAGAUUCUCCAUUAGGCUCUUAAAAGAUAGACUAAUUCAAAAGCUGGAUUAGGAUUUGAUGAACAAGAACCUAAAAAAUAAAAAAAAAUAUAAUAAUAAUAGAAUAAUCCAGAAAAUCCAGUUAAAAUUCUACCAGUUGUGACUUUGGCAUAACCUACAAAGUCUAUUGGACAAUUUAAAAAUAAAUGGUAAGAUUUCAAUCCUUAUGAAAACUAUGACAAUUAUGCUGCCACUGUUGCUGUACCUGGUUAAUUAGAGAGGGAUCAAGUUAUCUAACAUUUUUAGGAAUAAAUGCGAGGAUAAUUUAGAGCUGGAUUCAAAUCUGGAGGUGUUGCUUAAACAACUAAUAAGAAACCCGUUGUUAAAUUUUUAAAUGAUCCUAAUAAUUAGUAGAAGAAAUAAUGAU
Molecule: messenger RNA, 2215 nt
Organism: Paramecium pentaurelia
Lineage: Eukaryota; Ciliophora; Oligohymenophorea; Peniculida; Parameciidae
Source: the annotation of a GenBank genome assembly